AGUAAACGACAUGUUGCUCUAAGCAGCAUCCUAGCAAAACCAUAAUAGCUCCAAAGAAGUAAAAUACCCACGUGCGUGUCCACAAUUAUUCAUAAUUUUUGUACGCAAAAAAAAAAUUAAGGCCUAUAUCAUGAAAAAUAAUUCCAGACCCAAUGUAUGUAUAUAUAUACACCAUCAUGCAUCUACUUUUCUUCACAUAUAAGCAAUCUUAAUUGAUCUUCAGCUCCAAUCAAUCUCCUAUAGAUUAUGGAGUGCUCAUAUUGCCAAAUUCUGCUAGUAAUUGCAGCUGUAAUACUUGCACUGCAAGGCCACGCUUCAGCUACUACAAAGCAUUUCAAGUUUAGUGUGGAGUGGAAGACCGUAACAAGACUUUGCCAUACAAAGCCGGUCCUGACCGUGAACGGCAAAUAUCCAGGGCCGACUAUUGCUGUAAACGAAGGCGAUAACGUUCUAGUCACCGUCACUAACAGAGUUGCCAGAAACACUACCAUACACUGGCAUGGAGUGAGGCAGCUGAGAACGGGAUGGGCAGACGGGCCAGCAUACGUAACACAAUGCCCCAUAGCGCAAGGCAAAACAUACACAUACAACUUCACCGUUGUUGAUCAGAGGGGAACCCUGUGGUGGCACGCCCAUUUCUCAUGGCAACGGGCUUCUGUUUACGGCGCCUUCGUCAUCUACCCUCGCCUCCCCUACCCUUUCCCCUUCGCGUCUUCUCCUCUCGUCGAAGCGCCUUCUCCAAUCAUCUUCGGUGAAUGGUGGAACGCAGAUGUUGAUUCUGUAGAAAGUGAGAUGACCAGAUAUGGCGGCGGACCUAAUUCUUCCGACGCCUACACCAUUAAUGGUUUGCCUGGUCCCUUAUACCCCUGUUCCAUCAAAGACACAUUCAUCCAGAGCGUGGAGCAGGGCAAGACCUACAUACUAAGGAUCAUAAAUGCUGCCCUGAACGACGAGCUCUUCUUCGCGGUGGCCAACCACACUCUAACCGUGGUCGAGAUCGACGCCGUCUACACCAAGCCCUUCACAACACCCGCCAUCAUGAUCACCCCGGGCCAAACAACCACCGUUCUACUCACGGCAGACAACCCCGGCUCCACCGGCGUCUUCGUCAUGGCGGCAAGGCCUUACCUCACCUCAGUCUUCCCCUUCGACAACUCCACCACGAUCGGAUACUUGCAAUACACAACCAAACUCAACGGAAGCAGCAGCAAACCACUCAGCCUGCCGGCAAACCUCCCCGCAAUGGAAGACACCCCGUUCGCGACGCGCUUCACCAACGGCCUCCGCAGCCUGGCCUCGGCGGACUACCCCUGCAACGUGCCGCAGACGAUCGACAAAAGAGUGGUGACCACCAUCAGCUUGAACCUGCAAGACUGCCCCGAAAACCAGACGUGCAAGGGCUACUUAAACAGGCGAUUCUACGCGUCGAUGAGCAACCAAUCCUUCGUCCGCCCCUCCAUCUCCAUACUGGAGUCCCACUACCGCAACCUCGGGGGCCACUACACGUCGGAUUUCCCGGACAAUCCACCCCACAUAUAUAACUACACGGGGGUCGACCCCGUCGCCGAGAACAUGAACACGGAGUUCGGGACGCGAGUGCUGCAGGUGGAGUUCGGCACGAAGCUGGAGAUGGUGCUGCAGGACACCAACCUGCUGAACCCGGAGAACCACCCGAUCCACGUCCACGGCCACAACUUCUUCAUCGUGGGGCGGGGGUUCGGGAACUUUGACGCCGCCAAGGAUACGAAGGGGUACAAUCUGGUGGACCCGCCUGAGAGGAACACGGUGGGGGUGCCGGUGGGAGGGUGGGCGGCGAUUAGGAUCAACGCGGAUAAUCCGGGUGUGUGGUUCAUCCAUUGCCAUCUCGAGGAGCACACGUCGUGGGGGCUGGCGAUGGGAUUCAUUGUUAAGAGUGGGAAAGAUCCUACGCAGUCUUUGCUUCCUCCCCCAAAUGAUCUGCCUGUCUGUUGAGUUUUUUGAGUUGUAGCUUUGCUUGUGUACAUUCAGAAACAAAUUGCGUGAUGAGAAAUGACAACCGCCUCCGAUUUUCCA
Messenger RNA from Salvia miltiorrhiza (redroot sage), 2052 nucleotides. RefSeq names its product laccase-1-like. Lineage: Eukaryota; Viridiplantae; Streptophyta; Magnoliopsida; Lamiales; Lamiaceae. The record is from RefSeq and is a predicted model, not a curated record. Bases 247 to 1971 code for a protein of 574 amino acids. The transcript has 5 exons. Gene Ontology annotation, molecular function: copper ion binding; hydroquinone:oxygen oxidoreductase activity. Gene Ontology annotation, biological process: lignin catabolic process. Gene Ontology annotation, cellular component: apoplast.